AUGGCGAACGGGUGGCCCGCGGAAAAGGUUUUUGGGGACGUCAUGUCCUACACGUAUGACGAUAUUAUCUGCUUGCCUGGGUAUAUAAACUUCCCAAUGAGCGAAAUCGACCUGUGCAACAACUUAACUCCGGACAUAUCUCUGAAGACCCCCUUCAUAUCCUCCCCCAUGGAUACGGUGACGGAGCAUAAAAUGUCCAUUUCGCUAGCUCUCUGUGGUGGACUAGGUAUCAUCCACAAUAAUAUGAGUAUAGAGAACCAAAUAGAAGAAGUGAAAAAGGUGAAGCGAUUCGAAAACGGGUUCAUAUUCGAUCCGUAUACAUUUUCCCCAGAACACACAGUGGCAGAUGUAAUCGCAACGAAAAAUAAAGUUGGCUAUAAGUCAUACCCCAUAACAGUAGAUGGAAAAGUGGGUUCAAAAUUAGUUGGAAUAAUUACAGGGGUAGACUAUCUCUACCUCACAGAUAAAACGAGAAAAAUAAAAGACAUCAUGACAACAGAUGUCGUUACGGGAAAUUACCCAAUCAAUUUGUCAGAUGCAAAUAAAGUUCUGUGUGAAGAAAAAAAAAGCGUCCUACCAAUUGUAAAUAGCAAUUAUGAGUUAAUAGCUCUUGUGUGCAGAAACGACAUGCACAAGAAUAAAAUAUUCCCGCAUGCAUCUAAAAGCCAAAAUAAGCAACUCAUCGUAGGAGCGUCCAUUUCGACGAGAGAACAUGAUUUGGAGAGAGCCGACCAGCUCAUAAAAAAUAUGAUAGACAUAAUUUGCAUAGACUCCUCUCAAGGGAAUAGCAUAUACCAAAUUGAUACCAUUAAAAAGAUUAAAGGAGCUCACCCACAUAUCCCCAUAAUUGGGGGAAAUGUGGUUACGUGUGAUCAAGCCAAAAAUUUAAUAGAUGCAGGAGCUGAUGUGUUGCGAAUUGGUAUGGGUAGUGGUUCUAUCUGUACUACACAAGAUGUAUGCGCCAUUGGAAGAGCACAAGGAACAGCUGUCUACCAUGUAAGUAAUUAUGCACACACAAGAAAUAUUAAAACGAUUGCUGAUGGGGGGAUCAAAAAUUCUGGAAAUAUUGUUAAAGCUCUAUCCAUCGGUGCAGAUUUCGUUAUGAUGGGUAACCUCCUAGCCGCAACGGAAGAAAGUUGUAGUGAUUACUAUUUUGAAAAUAAUGUGCGUCUAAAAAUUUACAGAGGAAUGGGUAGCAUGGAGGCCAUGUAUAACAAAGGAUUCAAUUCGAAAAGUAGAUACCUUGUGGAGGAACGAAAAAAUGAUCCACUCUGUGAUCACAAUGAAGAAAUAAAAGUUUCGCAAGGGGUAUCAGCUAGCUUAGUGGAUAAAGGAUCUGUUCUAAAUUUGAUUCCCCAUCUUGUUAAGGCUGUUAAGCAUGGCUUCCAAAGCAUGGGUAUUAAGAGCAUCCCUGAAUUGCACUCCAAACUGUACUCGGGGGAUCUGAAGUUUGAUGUGCGCUCCUUCAACACCAUCAAGGAAGGACGCAUAAGCGACAACCUUAUAUUCACCAAUAAGAAGUUCACGCCGUGA
Messenger RNA from Plasmodium coatneyi, 1533 nucleotides. RefSeq names its product Inosine-5'-monophosphate dehydrogenase. Bases 1 to 1533 code for a protein of 510 amino acids. NCBI's taxonomy places the organism in Eukaryota, Apicomplexa, Aconoidasida, Haemosporida, Plasmodiidae. The record is from RefSeq and is a predicted model, not a curated record. Gene Ontology annotation, cellular component: cytoplasm. The transcript has a single exon. Gene Ontology annotation, molecular function: IMP dehydrogenase activity. Gene Ontology annotation, biological process: GTP biosynthetic process.